Molecule: messenger RNA, 1906 nt
Organism: Vollenhovia emeryi
Lineage: Eukaryota; Metazoa; Arthropoda; Insecta; Hymenoptera; Formicidae
Exons: 4
Coding region: 464-1162 (232 amino acids)
Source: RefSeq, a predicted model, not a curated record
GAUCACACCCAUUUUCACACCACAAUUGAUGACCACCGCGACGAUAUUUAUUCAGGAUCAUGAACUCAAGUUAAUUAAUAGCGUUUUUCACUGGGCAGCACUGAGUGCGCACUGAAAACUCGUCGAGUUCAGGCAACACUGCCGGAGUGCACUAAAAGUGCGAGUUUUUUGCACUCCCAACUAAACACGUCCAUUAUUCUUAGUGCCAUCUCAGUGCGGUUUUGUGGCGCAUUGUGCCGCUGUAUUAUAUACUUUUGAUAAAAUUUAUAACAUAAUAAUUCAUUAUGGAAAAUUCGAUUUCUUUUAAAGUCAAUGAUGAAAUAUUAACCCUUGAAUCGCUUGGCAUGGAAUUAUAUAAUAAAUUAAAGAAUAAAGAUGCCUAUAGCGCACAAUAAAGCUCCUCAUUCAAAAUGGAUUAUAUGUUCUAAAUUGCAAUGACCAGGAAAUUCGAGAAAUAUAUCGAAUGAAUGGAGAGGAAGAAGAAUUGAUAUAUCAUGCUAAUGUCCACAAUUUGGCACGGUUUAAUGAUGAGCAACUGGCAGAGUGCAAUAAAGAAAAUGAUGCAACAAAUUACUCUCAAUCACAGGACUGCAGUGAAAAGAGUACCGAUCACUGGACCGAUUCGGCCACUUCAUUCAUCCUCGACAAAUAUGAAACAUACUUAUCCGAUAUUGGUCCAAUGAAAAAAUUUAAAACUAAAAAAUUGAUGUGGUCACAAAUAUCUGCAGAUAUGACAAAAAUGUUAAAUAUUUCCAAAACUGCUCUACAAAUUGAAAAUCGGUAUAAAACGGUUUUAAAAAGAAAGAAAAAAGCAGUAGAGAAUAAUAGUAAAUCAGGUAGUUCCAGAGAAGAGAUACCAUUUGAAAAUGAAUUGCGCAAAAUUGCACGUGCAGAUGAUAGCAUCGAACCUGAGGUAUUGCGGAGUGCUAGAAGUGUGAAAUAUCCUAAGUUAAAUGUACCUGAAAUUCCGGAAGAAAUCUGCAACACUAGUCCCGCCAAACAUGCCAUCGAUGGCUCACCGAAAGCAAAAAAGUCUAAACGGAGCAAUCAAGAUAAAAUGAUGGAAUUAUUAGAAAAAAGAGAAGCCGCAAAGGAAAAGCGACAUCAGGAAAAGUUAAACCUGAUACGUGAGUUGUUUGCCAAACAGCCGAAUACAGAGUAAUAAAAUAAUAAAACCCAGCCAAAGAAGAAAGAAAAACUAAAAAUAGUAAUAGGUGUAAUAUUAGAACUGUUAACUAUGGCUGCUUUUCUUUUAGUUUUUGGUAGUCAAUAAGUAACAAGAAUAAAACAAUGCUCGUAUCGACUGUGUUCAUUAAAAGGAAAGCAGCUUAUAUAUAAAUAUUGAAAGUGUUAGUAAGAUGUUUUUCAUUAAUGAUUUUAUGUUUGUUUCUUACAUAAUUUUUUUUCUACACUAGUUUUCUUUCUAGUCUAUGUAGUCUAUGUACCUAUCUAUAUUACUACAAACACGGACGUAAUGUUAUACUUACAGAUACAAAUAAUGUGUUGACAUUUUUGAAAGAUUUAUUUUAUUUUAAAUUUAUAAGUAAUAUGCACACAUGGUUUAUUUCAUGUAUCUGAUUUGCAUCUCGGAUUCGUAACGUAAAAAACAGUCAGCUUUAUAAUUUGUUCACAAUACAAAUUGUUAAAAUUAUGGAAAAUUACUGGAUGUUGUUUUAGAAAAUGUAAACUGUAUGUAGUUAAUCUUUAGUUGAUUGCAAUAGACAUUGCAGUACCAAUUAUCGACUAUUAUAGUUCUAAGUUAAAUAACUCUAUUGUCGCAAAUGUACCUUUUUUCUUUCCAGAUAUAGUAUUAUUACCAAUAGCAUUACUAGACCCGAUGUAAUAUUACUCUUAGCAAAAAGUUUUUUUAUCUGAAAAAAUAAACCUGAAUGUUUACAAACAAAAA